AUGGGCGCGGUCGAUUCGCUGACGCAGAACGGGCCGAUGGCGCGGUAUGUGGAGGACCUCGCGCUUCUCCUGCCUAUUAUAUCGGGGCCGGACUGGAGCGAUCCGUUUAUCGUGCCGAUGCCGCUGGGAGAUCCUGCGGAUGUCGAUUUAGGUGGUCUGCGCGUAUGCUUCUAUACGGACAACGGGAUACGCACGCCGACGGCGGAGACGGUAGCGGCUGUGCGGAUGGCGGCUGAUGCGCUUGCUGACGCAGGAUGCUCGGUGGAAGAGGAUGUGCCAUCCGUUAUUGCCGAGAACCCGAACAUAUCAAACGAGCUAUCGGGAGGCGACGGCAGGGCGUGGACGAAUCGGCUGCUUGAGAAGUGGGGCACGACGGAGACUUUCCCCUAUCUGACGCGGCGAAUAGCGAGAUCGCAGGACGAUAUGGUGUCUGUGGGUGACUUUACCGCGAGACUGGAGCAUGUUGACGGUUUCCGCAGCGCAAUGCUGGGCUUCAUGCAGGACUACGAUGUCAUCAUCUGUCCGGUUGCGGCAUUUGCAGCGCUCCCGCAUGGGGAGUCGCUGAAGGACGAGAACCAGCCGGGCAUGAGCUACGCGGCGACAUACAACAUCACGGGCUGGCCCUCGACGGUCAUACGGGGCGGCACAUCCCCGGAAGGUCUGCCGAUUGGCGUGCAGGCCGUGGCGCGGCCGUGGCGCGAGGAUGUGUCGCUGGCGGUGGCGCAGUACCUGGAAGGCGUGCUGGGCGGGUGGCAGAAGCCGCCGAUUUAA
Molecule: messenger RNA, 771 nt
Organism: Geodia barretti
Lineage: Eukaryota; Metazoa; Porifera; Demospongiae; Tetractinellida; Geodiidae
Source: the annotation of a GenBank genome assembly